CCACCGACACACCUCAGAACUGUUCUGAAAACCCUCGACGUAUAGCUAAGUGACCUAUUGAUUAUCUCGUUCCUUUGGGCCCAUUGGGUAGGGAUAUUAAGUAGGCACUUAGCUGGGAGGAACAGCCGGGAAACUCCUAAAAGGUGAGCGUGUGUGUGUGUGUGUGUGUGUGUGUGGCGAUGGCCGUGUGGGAGCUGUGCACACACUUCCCCCUCCUCUGCCCCCGCUCCCUCCCCGCCAAGCCCCCACAUGAGUUCUGCGGCUUCAUGAACAUUGCAGGUGUGGACAGAGAGGUGCGGCUGGAGACUCCACACUUCCCUGGGGUGGAGGGGAUGCGACUCUGCUCUGAUACACACCUACACUGCCUCUCCCGCACCUGCCUGGACCAGCUGCAGGAGGCCCAGACAUCAUCCAGCACUGUUCUCGGCUUUCUCCUCAGGUUCCAAAAGAUCUGUAGUGCUGCUGCCAAGGUGGAGGAGAGGGUGGAGGCAGGUGAGGCGGAGGAGGAUGUGGGGCAGGUGGAGCUUAACGAGCCGCUGGUCAGGUGUUUGCUGGUCCACCUGGAGGCGCUCGGAUGGUCCAGGGUACAGCAAGUGACCCCAGACUUCACCUCCUUCACACUGAGGACCAAGGACACCCAGGGGCGCGUACACCUGCUGCAAGUGAGGGCGGGGGACGGCUACCCCCGGGAGGAGCCCCAGGUGGAGGCCGACCUACCUGAUGGACUGGAAUAUGACUACGACCAGGGCGAAGGUGUGCUGGGCGUGGUGCGGGCGUGGGAGGCGCGCGUGGCAGCCCUUCAAGACUUCUGGGAUGCGAUGGACGAGAUUGACUCCGAGGCCGUGGUGCUGGACCCCCCCCGCCCCCAGCGUCGCCACACCUUCCGUCGCCUCCUGCUGGGUAACCUCGUCAAUGUCCAGGUCAGCCUGUCCCCAGAUCAGCCUCGUCGCCUGCCCCAGUGGCAUCUCUUCGGCCCCUCCAAGCUGACGGGACCCAUGGGCACGCGCCUCACCAGGACCUACGAGGAAUGGGACCCGGAAAGAAGUGUGGUGGAGAACCUGGAACACAUACUGGGGGAGGAGGUGGUGAGAAGGGACAGUGGAGGAGGAAGUGGAGGAGUGGAGGAGCUGGGGGUGGAGUGCUCUGUCUGCUACGAACUCCACUUUGACGAUAAGUUGCCUGACCAGACCUGUGAACACUGCUGCAAGGCGUUCCACACUGUCUGCGUUUAUGAGUGGCUUUCAACUCUAACCUCGAGUCGCCAAACCAUGAACAUGAUCUCCGGCGAAUGUCCGUAUUGUAGCAAGAACAUUUCCUGCAAGAUACCGACCUAGAGAGAGAGAGAGAGAGAGAGAGAGAGAGAGAGAGAGAGAGACUGUAUAUAGGACUUAAUAAAGAUAUUUUCACCAUA
This is a messenger RNA of Eriocheir sinensis (Chinese mitten crab), 1411 nucleotides long. RefSeq names its product E3 ubiquitin-protein ligase FANCL-like. Gene Ontology annotation, molecular function: ubiquitin protein ligase activity. The transcript is spliced from 11 exons. The record is from RefSeq and is a predicted model, not a curated record. Gene Ontology annotation, biological process: protein monoubiquitination; interstrand cross-link repair. NCBI's taxonomy places the organism in Eukaryota, Metazoa, Arthropoda, Malacostraca, Decapoda, Varunidae. The coding region runs from base 180 to 1334 and encodes 384 amino acids. Gene Ontology annotation, cellular component: Fanconi anaemia nuclear complex; nucleus.